Molecule: messenger RNA, 843 nt
Organism: Cicer arietinum (chickpea)
Lineage: Eukaryota; Viridiplantae; Streptophyta; Magnoliopsida; Fabales; Fabaceae
Product: ethylene-responsive transcription factor ESR1-like
Biological process (GO): regulation of DNA-templated transcription
Molecular function (GO): DNA-binding transcription factor activity; DNA binding
Source: RefSeq, a predicted model, not a curated record
AUGGAACAAGCACUCCGACGUCUCAACGGAAUGUCUCCGACGGAACAUCCAAACGACCACCUCACUUCCUACUCCGCCGUACCAACCAACAAGACCAGCGGUUCCCCCGCUGGCACAAUACGAUACCGCGGAGUCCGACGCCGACCGUGGGGCCGUUACGCUGCUGAAAUAAGGGACCCACAUUCAAAAGAACGCCGCUGGCUUGGAACAUUCGACACAGCCGAAGAAGCCGCUUGCGCCUAUGACUGCGCCGCCCGAGCCAUGCGCGGAACCAAAGCCCGAACCAAUUUUCUCUAUCAUCCCGAACCAACCGAAAAUCAAAACCGUUUUCAUCCCUUCAAUAUUCCUCAACACCUCCACGUCACCAAUUUCAACGGUGCUGAUUGUUUCUCUCCAUCAUCAUCUUCUUCCACUAAUUUUAAUCCUUCUCUUAACAACAUGGUUUUGUUUCGUGAUUAUCUUAACAACACUUGUUCUUACUCGAACCCAUUUUUGGUUCCUUCUAAUUUUGUUCAAAACAAAAUCGACAACGUUACUAUUUCUUCAUCUUCAGCUUCUAACUUUGAGAAAGUUAGUGAAGAAGAUAUUAUUAUUGAUGAUGAAGAAUCGGAAAUUUUUCCGAGAGAAUCAUCAGGGUUGUUGGAAGAGAUAGUUUAUAAGUUCAUGAAAAAUUCAAAAACAACAAAAUCAGUUUCCAAGUUUAAUAAUAAUAAUAAUAACGAAAAGAAGGUGAAAACAGAAAUAUCUCAUUCUCAUGACAACAUGUUUCCUGUGAUGGAGGGUUUUGGUUCUGUGUCUUAUGAUCAUCAUGAACAAGGUUUUUCAAUGUGGCAUGCAGCUUAA